AUGGUGGUCGUCCUGCAGCAGCACAGUAACAACCUCAGCACCGGUCACAGCUCCACGGCGGACCCCGUCCCCGGCGGGCUGAGCCGGGCCGAACACACCGCGGCAGCCGUAGUCCUCGGGUUCAUCCUGGUCCUGGGCUUCCUCGGUAACCUACUCGUGCUCCUGGUGUUCUCGCGUUUCCCCGGGCUGGUGACUCCGGUGAACCUGCUGUUGAUCAACAUCAGCGCCAGCGACAUGCUCGUCUGCAUCUUCGGAACUCCCCUCAGCUUCGCGGCCAACGUGCGCGGCCGGUGGCUGACCGGGUCCUACGGGUGCCGGUGGUACGGUUUCUCCAACGCGUUUUUUGGUAUAGUGUCUCUGGUGUCUCUCUCUCUGCUGUCCUUUGAGCGGUACUCUGUGGUGCUCUGCAGAACCCAUUUGGACUCUUCUCAGUACUGCAGGGCCAGGCUUGCUGUCGCGGCCUCCUGGCUCUACUCGCUGGUCUGGACUCUGCCACCGCUGCUGGGCUGGAGCAGCUAUGGCCCAGAGGGUCCUGGCACCAUCUGCUCCAUUCAGUGGCACCAGCGCUCAACGACAGCUCGCUCCUACAUCAGCUGUUUGUUCAUCUUUUGCUUGCUGCUGCCGCUGCUGCUCAUGUUCUUCUGCUACGGGAGGAUCCUGCUGGCUGUGCGAGCAGUGAAGAGACAGGUCACCAGGAUCAACCGGUCGUCAGCUGAGCGGAGGGAAACCCGUUUUCUUCUAAUGGUGGUCUCCAUGGUGACUGGCUACCUAUUGUGCUGGAUGCCAUACGGAGUUGUGGCGAUGCUCGCCUCCUUUGGACAGCCCGGUGUUGUUCCGCCUGCAGCCAGUUUAAUCCCGUCCCUGCUGGCAAAGACCAGCACCGUUCUCAACCCUGUUAUUUAUGUGUUGCUCAACAAACAGUUCUCCAGGUGUUUCCUGUACAUGAUCAGGUGCAGCUCAGAAGCCCCGCCGAGCCCAGUUCACCACACAUUGGCCAGCAGCAGGGGUGUGUGGCAUCACGCUCCCAACCCACCAACAGAGGAACAAAACACAGCAGGCGCCAUGUUCACAUCCAGAGCCCAACAGGUACAGCGGCCCGCUCUGGUGCUAGUGGCUCAAUAUUCAACAUAGAGGUCAAAGGUCACCCUUAGCUCUUUUUUCCUUUAUUUGAAAUAUUUAUAAACUAAAAAAGCAAAAUGCUGCAGGAAUGGUCUUUGUUCUUCUAUUCUAGAAACGUCUGUGUUUGACCUGUUCUGUUGAUGAAUGUAGUGGGCCGUGAAGCUCCAUGUAGCCUAAAGGUAUAAUUCCCCCUCAAAAUGAUCCUUUGUUUGUUAAUUACUCACCCUGUGUGACCUAGAACUGGAAGACAACUUUGUUCCAGAGUCAAUGAAGAAUUGCUAUUACUUAAAUUCAUUCUUUGUUUUUUCUUCAUUCACUGUGGAGGCAUGAAGAGUCAAGAAUUCAAGGUAGCACAGGGUGAGUAAUUGAUAUACAAUCAUUUUAAGAGUGAAUUAUUCCUUACAUUUUUUUAUGUUUAUAGCUUAAUUUUUCACAGCAGCAGUCAAAUGUAUGUUUGUAUUGUACUGUAUUACUGUAUUACCUCAGUCCAUUUUUGACUUUUGUAGCUCAUUUUGUGUUCUAAUCCUAUGGGCAAAUAAUUAUAGAUUAAACUAUAAUCAGCUUUUAUGUUUCUUUUUAACAGCCAACCCACUCGUUCUCAGGGUUUUAUUUGUCAAUUAUAAUAAAGUCUAAACAAGAUACAAUUUUGA
Molecule: messenger RNA, 1769 nt
Organism: Etheostoma spectabile (orangethroat darter)
Lineage: Eukaryota; Metazoa; Chordata; Actinopteri; Perciformes; Percidae
Product: pinopsin
Exons: 5
Coding region: 1-1131 (376 amino acids)
Biological process (GO): visual perception; G protein-coupled receptor signaling pathway
Cellular component (GO): membrane
Molecular function (GO): G protein-coupled receptor activity
Source: RefSeq, a predicted model, not a curated record